CAAAUUCAGCGGUGCCUUUACAACCGGCUCUGUGAGAAGGCUUGAGGCUGGCAUAAACGGGUUUAAGCAAGGAGUGUUUGUGCAAGACACUUGGGCUCUUCCGUCUCCUGACAUCCUCAUUCUCUCAUUGCUUUGAAAAAUCCUUCUGUUAGAUGCGAGGUAGAAGGAAAUUCCUGGGUCAUCUUUUAGGACUUCUUUCCCCAGAUGAAGUCUUUUGCAGAAGUCCUGCACGCCAGGAGGCCGGCGUUUUUCAACUAAGCCUCCCGAAUGCAAAUACAGGGCUCCUUGGUACACUCGGUGACACUUUCCCUCUGCGUUCCCAGGAGCUCCCUCGCAAGGGGUCUCCCGCGCUGCACCGCCAGGUGGCGCCCUUCUCGAAGGGAACUCACCUCAGUCACAGACGGUGGGGCAGUUGCUCGGCAACCGAAACUGGGCGUUCCAAACAAUUGGGACCCGGGAUCCUCCGCGGGUGCGGCUGCGCGGGCCCCCUGUCCUUCACACCAGCGCCUUUUUGCCAUGCCUUUCACCCGAGACCCUUUCCAGCACCCUACGUUGGAUAACGAUGAUUCCUACUUGGGAAAAGCCCGAGCUUCCAAGAAAGUGCCAUAUAAGAACCCAAAUCACCUUGCUCAGCAACAGGAACCCUGGAGUCGGCUCAGCUCAACUCCCACAAUCACCUCCAUGAGGCGGGAAGUUUAUUUUUUUGAUCCUGAGAUACCAAAGGAUGACCUGGAUUUCCGCUUAGCAGCCUUGUACAACCACCACACAGGGACAUUCAAGAACAAAAAUGAGACACUCUUACAUCAGGAGACUACCCAGGAUACCCAUGGAAUCAUCAAGACCCAAUUCCCUGGAGAACCUUUACCCCCUCCUCUGCCACCUUCCAUCACUUCCCAGGCUAACAUCAGACACUGGAUCAACCCUAAGAAGGAGUCUAUCCACAGCAUCCAGGGAUCCAUAGUGUCCCCUCAUACUGCAGCCACCAAUGGAGGCUACUCCCGAAAGAAUGAUGGUGGCUUCUUCUCUACCUAGUGUUGACAGGCCCCUGGACUAAUUAAUCAUAGUGGAACGUCCUUUCGCCCACCUCCAUUAAAUAGAUUUGUGCUGGA
Leopardus geoffroyi (Geoffroy's cat) is the source of this 1109-nucleotide messenger RNA. It is a transcript of the gene CFAP276, whose product is annotated as cilia and flagella associated protein 276. The transcript has 5 exons. The record is from RefSeq and is a predicted model, not a curated record. The coding region runs from base 268 to 1032 and encodes 254 amino acids. NCBI's taxonomy places the organism in Eukaryota, Metazoa, Chordata, Mammalia, Carnivora, Felidae.